AUGCUAGAUGAAAUUAUUCAGAUUCUAGAGAAGGAUGUGGAAGAGAGUAGCGAGAUGUGUAGUGAUUUGCGACGACGCGUGCUUGAGGCAGUUGAAGUUAGGCAGCAGUCUCCGGGGGUCCUGCCACCUGCUUCACAUGCGGCAAGUGUGACAGAUGCACCAGGAGAAUGUGAAGUAGAGCGGGACAAUGCGGAUGGGCUACUUGACAAUUAUUCAACCGACUCACAUCUGAGUGACAGUGAGGCCUUUUUGAGAGAAUUCGAGGAAUUUGAGAAGAGCAUGCACCAGAUGGAAACCUUUGCUGUACAGCCAUCGACGGAAGACAUGACAGUCCUUAAGAGAAUAAGAGCAUCUACACCACAUUCGGCCGUCCGCAAUGAAGAGGAAGCUACAAAGGCCGUUCUACCGUAUGAGAAUAAAUUUUGGAUUGGAUGCGGAACGGACACCCUGAAAGUCUUCAAUAAUCCGAAGGAUCGACGCAUUGAGUCCAUCGCGCGUACCAGUGGAUGCCGCAUAACGUUGAGAGAAAACAGGCGGAAAAACGCACUGGGCCAAUAG
Molecule: messenger RNA, 558 nt
Organism: Dibothriocephalus latus
Lineage: Eukaryota; Metazoa; Platyhelminthes; Cestoda; Diphyllobothriidea; Diphyllobothriidae
Source: the annotation of a GenBank genome assembly